CAAACUCAUCAUCAUCAUCAUCAUCAUGACUACUAAGCUCAUUUCUUCUCUUUCCAUCUUCUUUGCCCUUCUUGCAGCCUUAGCAUCCACAAACUUCUUGUCUCAACACACACUAUUCCUCAAACACCUUCUCAUCCAUUUCAACCCUCAAACACUACUCUCCUCUCUGCCCUUCAUCGUGCCUACUCCGAUCCCCUUUGGCUGUCGCCACAGCCACCACCAUCACCACCACCAUCCUUCAGAUGAAAGGAAGACAACCAAGACCAUCUGUGACGAUUUUCCACCCGAUUUCCCCCCUCCCGACACUAACACAACGUCCAUUUUCUGCGUUGAUUCUAACGGAUGCUGCAACUUCACCACUGUUCAAGCAGCAGUCGAUGCAGUCGGUGUCAUGAGCCCAAAACGGACCGUAAUUUGGAUCAAUACUGGGAUUUACUUCGAGAAAGUAAUCAUUCCGAAAACCAAGCCUAACAUCACAUUUCAAGGGCAAGGCUACACCUCAACGGCGAUCGUGUGGAACGACACGGCCAACUCCUCCCACGGAACGUUCUACAGUGGUUCGGUUCAAGUUUUUGCGCCCAACUUUAUUGCCAAAAACAUAAGUUUUAUGAAUGUGGCUCCAAUUCCAGGGCCUGGAGUGGUGGGAGCGCAGGCCGUAGCACUUAGAAUAGCCGGAGAUCAAGCUGCCUUCUGGGGCAUUACUUCAAGGAUUGCUAUAUCCAAGGCUCCAUUGACUUCAUUUUUGGGAAUGCUAAGUCAUUUUAUGAGGGUUGUCAUAUAACUUCGAUAGCCAGCCCGGUGGCGCCAGGGGCAAGAGUCAUAAAUGGAGCCGUGACGGCGCACGGGCGGGCCUCCAAGGACGAGAACAGCGGGUUCGCCUUCGUGAACUGCAGCAUUGGGGGCACUGGAAGAAUAUGGUUGGGGCGGGCUUGGCGGCCUUUCUCCACUGUUGUCUUCUCAUACACUAGUAUGACUGAUAUCAUUGCACCUGAGGGCUGGAACGAUUUCAAUGAUCCCACCAGAGACCUGAGCAUCUUCUAUGGGGAGUACAAUUGCACAGGUGAUGGAGCAAAUACAACAUUGAGGGUGCCUUAUGCACAAAGACUGAACGACACACAAGCUUCCCCAUUUCUUAAUGUUUCUUUCGUUGAUGCCGAUCAAUGGCUCCAAUCUUACUACACCUAAGUUAAAUUAAAUUAAAUUAAAUAUCUAAAAAAAUAUUCUUUUGUUAAUAAAAAAUAUUAUGUCUUUGCAUCAAGAAUUAACGGUGGGGAUUAAUUAUUGUGUUGAGCUUUCUAGGUACG
Sesamum indicum (sesame) is the source of this 1304-nucleotide messenger RNA. Its product is annotated as Pectin lyase-like superfamily protein. Gene Ontology annotation, biological process: cell wall modification; pectin catabolic process. Gene Ontology annotation, molecular function: pectinesterase activity. The record is from RefSeq and is a predicted model, not a curated record. Lineage: Eukaryota; Viridiplantae; Streptophyta; Magnoliopsida; Lamiales; Pedaliaceae.